AACCCGGCACAGACUUGGCCACUGUACAGAAGCACCUCGCAGAACUCAAGGAACUUCAUCAGAGUCUUUCUGAGGGAAAGCACCUGUUUGAUGUAGUCACCGAGGCAGCCAGUAAGACACAAGGCGGCCUCUCUGAUGUUAGCCAGGCCCCUAUUCGCUCUCAGGUGGAUAGUCUACGUGACCAACUAACCACACUCGAGCAACUGACGAGCGAGGCGACUGGCCGGAUGGCGUCGCUCCAGUCCCGCUGGCAAGAGCUCAUGCAGGGAGCCGACACGCUCAAGGUCUCACUCCGCGAAGUGGAAGAGUCGCUGAAGGAGCGACCUGUGUCGGGCGGAGACCUUGUCCAAAUCCGCUGCCUUGUCGAGCAGUACAAGCAUACUGCCCGAAACCUGGACGACCACAAGCAGAAGCUGAAGGAGCUUCGUCUCGAAGCGUCCGAAUUGGCCGAGAAGACGGACGGCGGGGAAGUGCUUCCCGUGCUCCGGGAAAUGGCAGAUCAACUGGACUCACUACAAAAGAAGUGUCAGUCCACACUGGACUCGCUGGAAUCGGAGCUGCACGAUGCCCAGAGCUACCACAAGGCACUGCAGGAGGCCGAAAAGUGGCUCCUACAGAUGUCAUUCCCAGUAAUGGCCCAGCAUUCACUUCAGGUGCUCAACAAGCAGCAGACGCAAGAACAACUCGACAAGUACAAGGGCAUCCUGGCUGAGGUCAAGCAGUACCAGUCCACCCUUGAUGACGUCAAGGCCAAGGGUCGGGGACUGGUCAACCGCUACAAGAAGGACGCACCCCAGCUAGAGCAGCAGGUGCAGUCUCAGCUCGACAACAUUCAGGAGAGCUAUGAUGCACUACUCACUGGCGCUAACCAAGUCCUGGCUCGUCUCGAGAGUGCUUUGCAGAAGUUCAUCAGCUACGAGACGAUGCUCGAGGUGUGUGACAAGUUGCUUGAGGAACUGGAGCCCAAGAUUGCCGCGCUCUCUGAGGACACUCCAAAGACAGCAGAGGCCUCCAAGAUCAAGCUGGAAACUUGCAAGGGCAUGCUGACCCAACUGACCGAGGCAAGGACCCAGUUCCAAGAGGCCAUUCAGGGCUGCAUUGAGGCGGUGUCUUCAGUAAGCAGGCCAUCUAGCCCGGAGGUGGCUACGGUCUUCAGUGUUCCAGAACAGGAGGCCAGCAUCAAGAUACGCCUCCAGGACAACAUUGAACAGUUGGAGGCCAUCGCUGCCCAACUAGAGGUUCAGCUCAGAGGCUUUGAGGAAGCCGGACGCAAGCGGGCUGCUAUCGAAGACUGGAUUGUCGAGAAGCAGUCCACUGUCACGCAGCUGGGAAGCGCCAAGUUUCCUCCGCAGACACUGGCACUGCAGGCUCAACUUAGGCAGCUUGAGGCAAGUCUUUCUUGUAAAGCUUUUGCAUUUAGAUGAAACAAACAAAAAAUAAGGGC
Molecule: messenger RNA, 1444 nt
Organism: Rhipicephalus sanguineus (brown dog tick)
Lineage: Eukaryota; Metazoa; Arthropoda; Arachnida; Ixodida; Ixodidae
Product: muscle-specific protein 300 kDa-like
Biological process (GO): nuclear migration
Cellular component (GO): cytoplasm; meiotic nuclear membrane microtubule tethering complex; nuclear outer membrane
Molecular function (GO): actin filament binding
Source: RefSeq, a predicted model, not a curated record